AAUUUAAACCUAACCUCAAUUUCUAUCGCGAUUUGACAGUAGUCGAUAUACCAAUAAUUUGAUUCACUGGAUUAAUAAUAUUUAAUAAUAAAAAUGUAAAGUAUCAGGUGUUAUAUUGUUGUUAGUUACUCAACCACAUUAAAUUGCUUACUUUGAAAGGCUCCAAAUGGCACCAUUAACGGAUUUACUUUCCUGCAGUGUAAUAGAGAAAGACUGUAAUGGAGAUGUCUUGUGGACAUGGUCGUAUCCGGCAGUUACGGAAUCUCAGAAGACCGUAGUCACGAGAAAAUGCAAUUUGAAAUUGGAACAUACAUCCCCUCACGUAUUUGUAUGUGCGAGACAUGGCCACGACUGGUUCUACAUACAUUGCAGCGAAGUCUUUGACUCUGACAAGCUACCAAAGGUAAAACAGUUCGCCCUGGUUCUCUUUGCAAAGGAUUUUAAUCCACAAAAGUAUGAAGUACUUUCACGAGUUCUCAGCAAGAUGUAUUGCAAAACUGGGAAACCUACGGAGAUCUUGCAGUUAUACCUAUCUGUAUUUACAAAGGGAUCGUGUUCAACGCAGGAGAAUGGAACGUUUGUCUCGGAUGAUUUCAAUACUCAUCGUUUCGCAGCUAGUACCAAUGUCAAAGAACUGAUUAAAACAUUCGAAUUAGAAACAAUAUUGAUAUAUACCGCCCUCUUAUUGAAAAAGAAGAUUAUUGUAUAUCAUCACAGCUUGGAGCAGCUUCUUAAGUGGAUAAAAACAUUUCCUGCGUUGAUGAAGCACAGGAAAGUCACUGACAAUCUCUUUCCCUGGAUUGAUUUGGUGAACGAUGAGUUAAUCGAAUUGAAGAAAUAUUCGCACUAUGUGGCAGGCUGCAGUAAUAGCUCGAUAUCGUCAAGAAUAGAUCUAUACGACCUACUUGUAAACAUUCCUGCUAGAGAAAUUACUGUAGCACCGCAUGCCAAAGAAAGUCUCACAAUGACAAAAACUCACAAGGAGAUAGCCUUGUUCAUGGUUCAACUGUGCGAAAAUCAAAGCUACACGGAGGCACAGGUUAUAUCGGAGAUAAGUGAUAAGACGCAAGAUCUUUUGAACCAAUUAACUUCGUUAGCGACAGUGCAAGCACCAGAUGGCAGAAGAAUGAUCUCCGUCGAGAUAUUUAAGGAGAAAAACUUGGCGCCGGCUGUGGAAAGUUUCCUCAUUAAUUUAGCCAUUGCCGAAAAUCUUUUUGUACUAUGAUAUUAAACCAAAGUCUUUAAACAUGUUAAACACGGUGAAGAAUAAGGAAUAAGGAAUAAAAUGUAUCUAUUUCUUAUAUUCUUAUCUUAUAUAUUAAGAUAUAAGCAUUCAUCGUUAUAUUCUACCAGCAAAUUACUUAUUUUAUUCUUACUCGGCCUGAAUCUUUGAUGUUACAUUGAUAUUGUUAAUUAUGUUUUU
Molecule: messenger RNA, 1423 nt
Organism: Temnothorax curvispinosus
Lineage: Eukaryota; Metazoa; Arthropoda; Insecta; Hymenoptera; Formicidae
Product: putative protein FAM45B
Exons: 6
Coding region: 167-1225 (352 amino acids)
Biological process (GO): protein transport; regulation of early endosome to late endosome transport
Cellular component (GO): late endosome
Molecular function (GO): small GTPase binding; guanyl-nucleotide exchange factor activity
Source: RefSeq, a predicted model, not a curated record